GUUCAUUGUUUGCUCGUGUCCGUUAGUUAUUGUUUCCAUCGAUGGCAUCUGCAUGUGUCUGUGUCCCCCACUCACAGCGACGGCAAGACCACAAAGCGAAAACUGGCAGUGACGGGGAGAGAGGCACGAGCCUUUGCCGGCUCCACAGAGCACCACAACCAGUCAGUCACACAUACAAAACAGCAGAACGGAACACUUAGUGAGGGUCCGAAGGUCGGUCAGAUGUUGCUGGUCUUGAAGAUGUUGAACCCGUCACUCGCCGUCGAGAUGAUGACACCUGGUCAACCACACACACACACACACGCACACAGAUAGAUACAAUACGACAGAAGCCAUGCCUGCCGGCCUGCCUGUAAGUGGCCCUACUUGUGAUUUGUGGGUGGAACUUGACUUCUUUGAUGUCCUUCUGGCCCUGCGCACACGCACACAGUACGGCAACCCUGUCUUGUGUAUGUCUGCAUGCAUGUAUGUGUGACCUGGUGGAGGAAGAGCAGCUGUGGCGGGUAGUAUUCGGCGCCGUCGGGCAGCUUCUGGCCGGGCUCUGUGUCGUCCUCUACCGACAUGUCCCAUAUCGACACCUACUCCCACACCACACAAGACACAUGACACAUGACAUGACACGCGUCUGAUGGAUGAGUGGCCUUUCCCUCUUUGUUGCUUACGGUGUUGUCAGCGGCCGACACGACGAGGCAGGCCUGGUCGGUCGGGUGCCAAUCCACCGACUGCACACACACACGCAACCAAUCAACCAGUGUCCCCCUCCCUGGUGGGUGUGAGUGUGUGUGCGCUCUUACCGUGAUGGGCUCCUUGUGCCAGUGGAAGUUGGCCAUCGGACCAACGCUAAUCGACACACACACGCACACACAUCCGUCCCUGCGUCAUCCGGCCAUCCAUCCAUCCAUCCAUCCACACACCGAGGGCCCACCUAGUGUUGCGAAUGUCCCAGACCUUGAAGCAGCCAUCGUCGGCACCGGUCAGCAGCAGCUCACCCACAGAGGGGUUCCACGACAGCACGUUGACGUCGCGAGGGUGGGCGUGGGGAAUCUGCACGGCCGACUUCCUCUCCUCCGCCCGGGUGUCCCACACUCUGCAGCCGACGCAUUGCUGCUCCCUCGUGUGUGCGCGUGUGUGGGUUUGUGUGUGUGUGUGCACCUGACAGAGCAGUCGGCCGAUGCGCUGGCAAAGACGUCGCCGGCGCCGUCACCGCAGCGCUUCCACUGAUAUAUAUAGCAGGCACGCACACAAAAGGAUGUCGUCCAUGCAUUCCAUGGAGCCCCCCUGUGUGUGUAUGUGCGUGCGGUCACCAUGACGUCCUCGACAGACGACUUGUGUUCCUUGUAGGGUGUCUGCACUCAUGAACAGAGAGACGUGUGCAGUAGGUCUCCUCCCUCCCUGCCUCCCUCCCUCCCUGCCUGCCUCUCUGUCUGUCUGUCUGUCUGUCUGUCUGUGUAUGUCUGCCGACCUUCUGCACGUCCCAUCCGCCCUCCACCGGCUCCCACAGGUAUAUCAUGCGCUUGUUGUCGCCCGACAGAAACCUAUGGGCACGCACACACACACACACACACACACGAUGCUUCCUGAUGCCAUGGUGAGCGGUUGGGUGUGUGUGCGUCCCGACCGUCCGGUUUUGUGUGGGUUGAAGUCCAUGGCGUAGCCCUCGUCCGUGUGGCCAGAGAAGGUGAAGAUCGGCGCCGUCUUCGCAUUCAGAGGUGCCCCUGACCACACCAAUUGACCGCAAGGGCAUAUAUUCCAAAGACCGGCCGGCCACGUCACGUUGGCGAUUUGCUGGCUGUCUUGUGCUGUGCUCACCCGGUGUGUCGAGGCGGUCGAUGAAGUCCUUCAGAUUCCACAUGUGCACCUAAGCGGACAGAGCAGAGCAGGCCAGGCAGGUGGGCAUCCGGUCUCCCUCUGUGUUGUGUGUCAUUUGCCCACUGACGGACCUUCUUGGUAUCAGCCCAGGUGGCGACGAGUGCGGGGACUUGUUUCAUGCUGCGGAUGCGGUUGACGCCUCCCUGGUGGGACACCACACGGAAGUCGAGGGCCGCCUCCUCGUCGGUCGCCUCGUCGUCAUCCUGCAUGUAGAUGCGCACACCACACACACACACACAUAGGGCAGAUGCAUGUGUGUGUUGAUGGCUUGGGCUAGCUAGUCUGUGCUCACGUCGACGUCGUCUUCUUCGUCCUCUUCGUCGUCGUCUUUGUUUGUGCGGUGGAGGCGGUGCCACUUCAUCACAAAGAUGCGGUUCCUGCCCCACCCACAUGGGCAGACAAUCAGACAGACAAACAGACAGACAGACAGAAGGGCAUCUACACACCACGAGUCCGACGGAUGCUUGUGUCUGUCUGUCUGUGAUGUGACGUGAACUGAAUACUUGUCGGCUCUGUCGGCCUGCGUGCCGGCGACCACAUACGCCGUGUGGGGGAACUUAGACCGAUGCUGACACCACACACAGAAGAAGAUGAAGAAGGGUGAAAGAGAGAUCCUUUGAGGUUUGUCGUGUGUGCGUGGGUGGGUGGGUGUUGCGCGCUGCCUGCAUGGGCAUGUGCCCAACCCCCCCACCAUGCCGAGGGUGUCGGCAAGAAUGUCGAACGAGAGGCAGGGCCAGUCGAGUCGGUUGCGGUGCAGCAUGGCGUACGCAGUGCUGUCGUAAUCCAACGCCUCACCUGCAAUGCAUGCCAUGGUACGACAGCAUAUGCAGCCCGUGUGUGUGUGUGUGUGUGUGCGGAUCUACGCCACGCCUGUGUACCUUCAUCGAUGGCGUCCACCCCCGGCCGCCACACCUUGACCAGCUGCUGACGACGCUUCUUCUCCUCGGCCUCUUCAUCCUCGGCAACUUCCUCCUCCUCGUUGGUGUCCGCGGCACCCAUCCGCUGACGAUGGCCACACAAACACACAGGCAUACCAUGCACGACGAGGGGGAGCGGUGUUGGUGCGUCCAGUCACUUCGUUUUCCUCGUCAUCGUCAUCGUCAUCGUCUUCGUCUUGUUUGGGGUUGUUGAUGAUCUCUUCCUCCUCGAACUCGUCCUCAUGGUCAUCCUCAAACUGCAAGCCACCCUGACACACACACACACACACACACACACACAUGGAUGCCCAUCUCUCUCUCUCUCGUAUCGCUUUGAUGCAUCCAUCGCUCCCUCCCUCCCAUUGCCCGUUAAGUACUGAUGGUUUGGUGUGUUUCUCCGUCUUGUCGGCCUUCUGUGUGCUUGAGAGUUUGGCCGGCUGCUUGACGGUCUCUUCCUCAUCGCCCUCCUCCAUCUGCGAAGGGUCCGCUUUAGUUUCGGCGGCCGACGAGGCCUCGCGGCGCUUCUGAAAGCCAUGCACCACAUGCCAUCACACAGGGCGAUAGAUACGAUGGAGAUCGUGAUGAAAUAAAUGGAUUGAUGGGAGGCUCACCUUGCCCUUGUUCUUCCCCAUCCGCUCACGCGAGAAAGCACCGAGAUCUG
This is a messenger RNA of Vitrella brassicaformis, 3447 nucleotides long. Lineage: Eukaryota; Vitrellaceae. The record is from the annotation of a GenBank genome assembly.